AUGAUAUCUGUAAUCCAUACACGUCAUCAAGCCGAGUUCGAGCGACGUCUAAAACUUAUUCAACCGGCUUUGGAUCGCGUUAAGUUGUUGCUGCGUCAUGGUCAAAGGCAGAAGAGACUGGUAAAUAGUCAGAUUUACGUGUCCGGAGAGUGCGCGGCAUGGCUAGUCGGUCGCGUCGGAAGAUUUAAUGUCAUUGACAUUUUUGCCAUGGGAUAUACACCAGAAGAUUUUACUUUCCCUUCCAACGAGACAAAUGAAGAGAUAACGGAAUUCUAUACCGCCAAUUUUACACAGGCAAUCGAUUUCUAUACAGAUGGUACUGAUUCCAAACCACCUAUAAAGGUAAUAUUCUCAAAUUUUGAUUUUACGGUGGUAUCAGUUUUUAUCAACCUAUUCGACACCGGAUUAAUUUUCACCAAUGAUUGUCUAUGUAAUUAUUGGAGGUGCACGGUGACUAAUGACGGCUGCUUGAUACAUGGUGAUGUAGACUAUCCACAAUUGUUCGAUGUGUCACACGAUAAAAAAACAUUAAUGGCUUUUCCAAAGUUAAGGCCUAAAAUUCGAAACUUUUUCCAUGGAAAUACCCGCAGUCGUGAGGAGUAUAAUGGCAAAAUGUCUGUUGAACCCAGUCGCAGGAAUAAGUAUUCUAUGCGCUUGUUUCCUAACACAUUGACUACUACUAAACCUCGCGACUUGGCCAUGUCAUUUUGUGAUUAUAAAAUGUAUUGUCAGUACUGUAAGCGUCGCCAUAACUUGGCAGUCAAGUAUGUAAAUUUAUGGAGACAUAAGACAUAUGCAAUGCCACACGGUUAUGGCUAUAAAGCAGCUCUUGCGCGUUUUAAAACACAGAAAACCAUGGAUAGUUACAAUAAUUUCUACAUUGUCAAUCACUGUAUAUGUACAAAUAUACAAUCAGCAUCAUUAUGA
Molecule: messenger RNA, 927 nt
Organism: Rhopalosiphum maidis (corn leaf aphid)
Lineage: Eukaryota; Metazoa; Arthropoda; Insecta; Hemiptera; Aphididae
Exons: 1
Coding region: 1-927 (308 amino acids)
Source: RefSeq, a predicted model, not a curated record